Pseudoliparis swirei is the source of this 1961-nucleotide messenger RNA. RefSeq names its product tripartite motif containing 13 (gene trim13). Gene Ontology annotation, molecular function: zinc ion binding. Lineage: Eukaryota; Metazoa; Chordata; Actinopteri; Perciformes; Liparidae. The transcript has 2 exons. The record is from RefSeq and is a predicted model, not a curated record. Gene Ontology annotation, biological process: positive regulation of canonical NF-kappaB signal transduction; innate immune response; positive regulation of macroautophagy. Bases 478 to 1680 code for a protein of 400 amino acids.
UGUCACAGCCCGACUUCAGUGCCUUGCCAACAGGAGGGACGCGAGCGCAACGCUCGUGCGUCGAUAAUUUGUCGCAUUGGAUUGGUUGGACGGCGGUCAUUCAGGGCUCACCUCUGCCUGGCUGCUCUGUAAAGCACAGCUAAGGGGGGUGGAGGGAAGGGGUGUUUGCUAAAAUUGCAGUGUUAAGUCUGUAAAGCUGCUGACGAUGUUAACUUAUAGCAAGCGUUGUCUCGACUCUUGGGUUCAUUUUGGCCCCCCAAAAAGGUAUUUUACGCUUUAGGCGGCCAAACGGAGUCAUCUGACGUAGCUUGUGCCAACAUUUUACGCGGGCUCGGCGAGACAAGUCAGUUUCACUUUCGCGAUGGGAAUACAGCUGGAACGUGACUGCAAAAACCUGUGUCCUUUUGGAUCGCCACAGCAUUGUUGUGUGCGUGCACUGUAUUGCCUGUGCUGCCUACACCGGCCAUCUGUGGCACCAUGGAGCAGCUGGAAGAGGAGCUCACGUGCCCAAUCUGCUGCGGACUCUUCGACGACCCGCGCGUGCUGCUGUGCUCCCACAGCUUUUGCAAGAAAUGCUUGGAGGGACUCUUGGAGGGGAACCGAUGUCCCGCUUUCAGAACGCCUUUCAGGUGCCCCACAUGCCGCAAAGAGACCCCUCACAACGGCGCAAACAGCCUGCAGAUCAACUACUCUCUGCGGGGGAUAGUGGAAAAAUAUAGCAAAAUAAGACUGACGCCUAAAAUGUCUGAAUGUAAGCAGCACUGCGGUCAGCCACUCAACAUAUUUUGCGCCACGGACUUACAUCUAAUUUGUGGGUUUUGCUUAACGACGGACGACCACAAAGGACACGCGUUCUGCUCCUUGGAAGAGGCGCACAAGCGAGAGAAGGAGGCGUUUGAAGUGCUGCUCCGCGGGCUGGAGAGCUGGCAGGGCGCAGACGUCCUGUCCUGCCUGGAGACACGGCAAGCCAGUAAGAAAACCGCGCUUCAGUCUUUGACCACGGACGCAGAGAAGGUGACAGACUACUUCGAUACACUCAUCGGCACCAUUGAAUGUAAAAAGAAUGAAAUCCUCUCCGACUUUGAGACCCUGAAGCUGGGGGUGCUGCAAGAGUACGACCCGGUGAUCACCGGGCUGAGCGCAACCAUGGAGGACCAUCGGCGCGCGCUCGGCUUCGCGGAGUCCCUCCGGAGCGUCGCCGACCCCCUGCGCUUUCUGCAGCAGAUGCGGGAGUUUCGAGAGAAGUUGAAGGUCCUCCCCGCCGCACCGCCUCCGGUGCCCUCCCGGGGAGACUCGGACGUCGGCGCCCUCGUGCGCAAUUUCGAUGUCAAAAAAUGGGACUCGCUGAGGCUCCGGGAAGUGGACCGGAUCUCGGUGCCGCACGAGAAUCACGGCUCCUACCGAACGGGAGGCUCCCGGACGGCCGCCGCGCGCAGAUGGAUCUUCUUGAAUGUGGUCCUGUUGCUGUCCACCACGACCCUGAUGCUGCAGCCGCACGACCUCGCAGCCUACGUGCCCUCGCAGGUUGAGCCGUUGCUCGCUGCCGCGUCCUCUUCCCUGACCCACGCCUGCGCGUACCUGCGGGAAAUAGCUGGCACGUGCGCGAGUCUCAUGGGGCGCGGCCAGGAGUGCAUCGGGCACUUAAUUGACUCCGCUGUCAAUUUAAUUGCUAAUUUCUAGGUUGCUUUGAGGACUGGCCUUGGGCAUCUCCGCCGUGCGCUCGCAGCUACACACACGUGGCCACAGGUGUGCAGCUGAGUCUACAUAUGGAAACACUUGUUUACGUAUUUGUUUACCAUGUCUCCUUAUUUGCCUUAUUUGUUUUGCCCAAGCUCCAACCUCCAUAGGGUCAAAUAUAAUCAAACCGUACAGAGGUCGAAACCAUAUGUUUACUUUUUGUAUAUACAUGGCACAUGUAUAGAUGUCAUGAUAGUUUUGAUAAAUAAAACAGAUGGAAGUCA